UUUAGUUAAACCAGAAAUACUAAAGGGCAUGUACACUAUCCAGAUUAGGUGACAUAGGUUUUACCAAGUAAUUUUUGAACUACUUGGAUGAGGUUUAUAAAGAUAAAAAUGGAUGUGGAUGGUAGAAUAUAGCUAAUAGAACAUUAUAGGACAUUAAAAAAAUACAUGUUUUCUAAUUAGGAUGCUUUUAUUGGAGAAACGGUAGCAGAAAUAUAACAUUUUGAAAUCGUACCAAAUAAUGCAAAUUGAAUUUUAAAAAAUAGCUAGGCCUAUAGAAUACCACCACUAAAGUUGAUCUACAUAAAAACAUCAUCGAAAAUGACCCCUUUUCGCAUCAAAAUAAUGAAAAUGGUAAGAAAAUUCAUGUAAGAGGGAGGGAGAACACAUUACAGAAGAUCCUGCCAUGCCUUUUAAAUGGAUUGAUCAAUUUGAAAUGGAUUAUUGAGGUGAUGUCAGUGUUGAGUAAUUCUGUCAGGCAACAUAACAAAUGGUUAGCAACUGAUUUCUAAUAACCUUUUGGUUUCAGGUUAUCUUGCAAGUGUAUUGAACUCUUCAAGUACAUGUUUGUAGCGAAAUGUUGUUGUGACUUUUAACAUAGAAAACUUGUCAUUUUUUGAGAAACAAGACCUGCCACUUGAACAUCAUUGAACCCAAUGGUUUUAUUACAUUAUGCUAAUAGAUUUAUGUUUCAGGUUUGUCUCUUUAAAAUUGUUGUUAUGGUUUUGAUUGUACUCACAAUGCCAAAGUAAUAGUUUGAAUGAUCUAGGAAUAGGCCUAUUAUGACACAAACCCCAAAGAUUGGAUGAUGUAUUAAACGGGGGCACUGUAAUACACAGAACUUCUUCAUACACAGUUGUACUCUUGGACAUGGUGGUGGACGAAUGGUGUGUCUUGGCACUAUGUGUUCACCAUGGCUGACAUACGACGCGACUUGCAGUGCACUUACUGCUUGCACAGAUUUGCAAGACACCUGCAUCUUCUGACACAUCGGUGUCCAUUCAGGCCAGACAACCUUUGUUAGUUCUAUUAAACAGCACUUACCAAGCCGCUUUCUUCUAUAUUUGGGUUUCUGUUGGUCGCAUUAGUAAGUGCUGUCGGUCACCUGUGUAUCAUGAACAGGUAUGUACAUUGAAAAAGGACACCUAUUUUCAAGCUAAAUACAAGUGGUAUUGGCUCAUAAUUAUACUACACGUAUUCUAUGUUGUUGGUUCUAUGAACUGAACAUCCAAAAAUCGGGAUUCCAAGACGAUUGGGAAUGAAAUCCAUGUGAUUGUUUGUUGACAUGAAACGGCACUCGCUACUAAGAAAACAUCAUGGCCGCUCCUUGCUCAUAUUUCGAGAUCGGCAGUGCUACCCAAGUACCGGGCAGAAAGGAAAUCUACGGUGGCUCAUCGGACGACGGAAAAAGGUGGCGAGGUUUGAACACAGGAAUAAAUUAUACUUACCUCGGACCUAACGACGCUAUCACCUGAACGCCUAACAAAAGAAUUUGCUUACGCUUCCCGGCCACCAUAGUAAUUUCUCGGCGUGUUCCCUCUUUCGGAGGCUAUUGACACUAGCUAAAAGCGGCCAUGAUUUGUUGGAUACACGGCAGCUGAAUGUCAUCUCCGAUUUAGAUGAGGGAUUACAAAAUAUCAAGCACUCGGAUGAAAGUAAUAAGGUGUUGUUCUUAAUGCGUAGUAACAGUAGAAUUACUACAUAUCCAUGCAUUGGGCUCAAUGUUCCGUUGUCAGGUGUUAAUUUGGGGGCGAACUGCAACGUAUUCGGCCGGUCUUAUACACUACGAUCUACUGUGAGCUGGUACGUUGAUGUAUAGUCCAGAAGAUGUCAUGUUGUUGAUGAGGACUUACAUCACGUACCAGUUACUAGGACUACUCAGGAAAUCUCAAGAAGAAGAAAGUAAGUAUGAACUGUCUUUAAUCGGUUGUUUUAAUCUAUAUAUAUGUAUUUACAUUUUAUAUCUUUUUAAGCUACACGGUGAAAAUAAUUACUCUGGUACGUUGAUGUAUAGUCCAGAAGAUGUCAUGUUGUUGAUGAGGACUUACAUCACGUACCAGUUACUAGGACUACUCAGGAAAUCUCAAGAAGAAGAAAAUAUUCUACAUGGUAAGGUGCAGAUUGUGUUCUGCUCACCCGAGAUGAUUGUGAAAAAGCCAUGGAGGCGAAUGCUGACUUCAACAACUUAUAAGGACAGAUUAGCAAUCGUUGCUUUUGACGAGAUGCAUUGCGUUGCCACUUGGCCCAACAUAUAUCUUGAUGUCAUACUAAAAAAACCAGGGGAAGGCAUCGAGAAACACAUUGAUGAAUACAUCCGGGAACUGGGGGAACAGAAACAGAAAGCGCGGAAAUCCAUCAUAUAUUGUUCUUCAAUCAAGAUAACAUCAGAAAUAUACAUCACACUCAUCAAUAUAUUGCUACAGCAGGGUCUGUCGAAAUUGCCCGCCGAAAAACUGGUCGACCAGUUCCACAGUGCAUUAGACAAGGACACGGCAGAUGUCAUUGUGAAUGAAUUUCUGAAGGCAGACAGUCAUAUUCGCUGCCUUGUGUCCACAGUUGCUUUUGGGAUGGGAAUGUCUGUAAACGACAUCGAAAUAAUCUAUCAUUGGGGCCCAUCCCAAAAUGCGAUGAAUUAUUGGCAAGAAGUAGGGAGGGCGGGCCGGGAUGGCCGAUCCUCACAAGCAACUCUGUUAAUAAACCAAAACAUGAGGACAGAGAUCAAUAAACACAAAGGCCAAUUCCCGCCUGUUCAUACUCAACAUUUUCAGGAAGAUAUCUUAAGUUAUUGUAAGGUUGCCAUUGGCAAGAAAGACUGUCUCAGGCGAAACCUUCUCGGAAAUUUCAUCGGCUAUGAAGGCGGAGAGGAAAGAGACUGCUCGGUCAUAUGCAAUUGUAAAACCUGCUGCUGUAACUGCAGUGGUUCCUGUGGCUACACUGAUUAAAGUACAUGUUUAUCAAUACGAAACUGUCAAUAGUGAGUUUCCGCAAACCAGACGAAUAUGAAAUCACGAAUUACGAACUUAAAAUUACAAAGAAACUCUCAUCACAUUUAGCAGUAAGCUGUAUCGGGUGUUAUAUCUUACAUCAAAGUGUAUGCUUUCGUCCAGUUCGUCUUAACAAACGGACGCUGCGACAUUGUAGACUAAUUCGUAACGAUUCGACGAGUUCAUCACCACGACUUCAAAAGUCGCGGCGUCUAGGAAAUUAGAGUGGUGUGGUAAAACAACUUUGGAUCCUGAACGACUCUUCGAAGGGUAACGGACGUUGGUCACCUUAGACACCAAUGAUCUUGGGGUCAUUUCCUCGGAUAAUUACCAAUUCGUAUUUCGUAAUUUGUAAAUCGUGAGAUUUGCAGAAACUCGCUAAUAUUGGCACUUAACGAUGACGAACGACAUGUAUAGCCUAGUAAUAGUAUCUCUCAUCAUUUUCCGGCAAACCUAUGGACGGACAGCUUUCUCGCGGUCAAUUUUGAGACUCAGUGAUUUUAGCUUCGCAACAUAGCGCGGAACGGAUUGGAUGAUCAGAUCUUGAUGGACAAACUCCUCAAAUCCAUGAUGGAAUCGGCCAGGGAUUUCAUUAAACAGCUUAUCCUGUUGGUAUUCAAGCAUUAGAUCCGAUACGAUUUCCGUAACAUCGUGCCGUGCGGCACCACCUUGGCUGGCGUAACUCUCACAGUACUUUUCUUCGUAUAGGAGGAAUAUUUCCUUGCGGGUAGAGCCGCAAAGCCGGCUGAUUUUUUCAGCAUUCGUCUCUGAUACUACACCGCGCUCCUUCAGACCAUCUGCGAAAUACAAAAUAUUUCCAUUUAAAAUAGUUUUUAGUGUAUUCGGGUACAUUGACGAAGUGCAUUGAUGUUCACAUUCAUAACUACUGCUUGUAUAUAGGGAUGAAUGUCACUGAAAAUGUAUUCAUGAUAGACAUAAGAAAUUGGUUGUUCACAAAUGGUAAGUUGCAUCAGAAAAUAUGAAGCGGCCCCCUUCUACAAAUGACGUAUGGUGCAAGGGCACCAAAAGAAGAAAUA
Molecule: messenger RNA, 4018 nt
Organism: Lineus longissimus
Lineage: Eukaryota; Metazoa; Nemertea; Pilidiophora; Heteronemertea; Lineidae
Product: bifunctional 3'-5' exonuclease/ATP-dependent helicase WRN-like
Exons: 4
Coding region: 1809-2939 (376 amino acids)
Biological process (GO): double-strand break repair via homologous recombination
Cellular component (GO): chromosome; cytoplasm; nucleus
Molecular function (GO): four-way junction helicase activity; 3'-5' DNA helicase activity
Source: RefSeq, a predicted model, not a curated record